GAACAUGGGGGAAGUUUUAAAUCCAAUAUUUAUCCGUCAAUCCGUUUAUCCGUUAAUCCGUUGAUCCGGUCAUCUAUGGUCCUGCUUUUCGGAAAAUCUGAGAAAAAAUAGAAAGUUAAUGGACUUAGAAGUGAAGGAUUGAGCACGUUUCUGCAAUUGCACUUUUCGGAAAUUUGGAAAAGGCGGGAAGUCAUAAAAAUUGAAAAAAAAAAUAUUUUUUAAUUACAAAAUUAACAAAUGAUGUGGCUUGUUAGAGGAUUAAACAACAAACUUUUUGAGGUAUCCCACUUCAAAAUCAAAUAAGAAUUGGAUAAGUUAUGGGCUACAGAGUGCAAUGUAUACCAUUCAAAUAUACAAUUUAUGGAUAAUCUCAGGCGGUUUUUCCUACUUUAUCACACAUAGUUAAACAAAAACACAUGCAACACACAGAAGUGUGUACAAAAAAAACAUAUAAACAAAAAACAAAAAAAAACACUUAGACAACCGAGGAGGAGGAGGACCAGGAGCAACUCAGGAUAACUAAGAACUUGGCAUCUUGAGUUUGUUGCUUUGGAGGAGUAGCUUAAAUAUCCAAAAUUCUUCUGGUGGAUGCUGGCUGAGAGCACUGUGUUGAGGACCACUUUGGAGGAUUAGGACCGAGGAUCAGGAGCGAGGAUUAGAGAGGAGAAGCAGAAUGUACCAGAACCAGUUCAUCUACUCCCGGGAGCGGCGUCGCUUCGGGCGGCAGUGCCGCUUCCAGGACCGCAACGAGCUGAUGGUCAGCGUGCAUCCGAGUGGCCGCCAGCGGCUGAAGUACAUAAUGCGCAACCCGACCACGGAGUCCACCCAGCUGAGCCGCCAGAUGGCGCUCACCGUGAUGGAGACGGAGAACGUGACCCUGGACCAUCGCGGGAUGGAGCACUUCGAGGGCGGCUGGCCCAAGGAGGUGAACACCAACGACGAGGAGCAGACGAUGCGCCACCGCAAGAAGGUGGAGCGCGAGGACAGCUGGGGCGAGCAGGUGCUCCAGAUCAUCCGCACCACGAUGCGCGUCGCCGAGCAGAACAACACACUGAACAUCUACCAGGACUUCUUUGCCGAUCUGCCCGCCGAACUGGCCCACGAUCUGCGGAUGCGGUUCCGUGCGCGGGUGGCCAACGUCUUCCACGACCUGUGGCUGCCCUCGCGCCGCCUCACCUCCAUCGAGUGGAUGCCGAACAACGAGCGCCAGUUCAUGACGCAGUUCAGCAACCAGUAUCCGAAGGGCGAACGCCUCCGUUUGCUCACCGAGGAGCCCUUCGGCGAGACGAACGCCUUCUUCGUGUGGGACGUGAAGAAUCCUCUGAAGCCGAAGAUCUCCUAUGACAGCAAGGAGGCGGUGUCGCUGGCCAAGAUCUGUCCGAAGGACGAGAACAGCAUGGUGGGCGGCACGGUGCUGGGCCAGGUCUGCCUGUGGAACACCUUCAAGGGCGACAUGCCCCUGUGGAACUGCCCGCUGGAGGUGUCCCACAGGGAGACCACCUCGGCCCUCUGCUGGGUGCACUCCAAGUCCAACACGGAGUUCUACUCCGGUUCGCUGGACGGCUCCAUCAAGUACUGGGACACCAGGGACCUGAAGAUGCCCAUGCAGGAGCUGCUGCUCGAACCGGAGCCGAAGGAGCGACAGCUGAGGGCGGAUGCCCACGGCGUGACCGUGCUGGAGUUCGAGUACACCAUCCCGGUGCGGUUCAUCAUCGGCAGCGACAUGGGUCACGUCUUCGUGGGGAAUCGCAAGGGGAUGACGCCCUCGGAAACGCUGCUCGCCCAUUACCCUCUGUUCGCCGGACCCAUUCGGAGCAUCAACCGGAAUCCGUUCUUCGUGAAGAACUUCCUGGUGACGGGGGACUGGCGGGCGAGGGUCUGGUCGGAGGAGGCCAAGGACGGGCCGUCGACCAUGUACUUCCGGAAGAACACGCAGAUCGCGUGCGGCGCCUGGAGCACCGGUCGCUGUUCCCUCUUCGUCACCGGCGACAUGGCCGGCGUGGUGGACUUCUGGGACCUGCUGCUCCACCAGCGACUGCCCAUCCUGUCCAUCGACUUCAAGGUGCCCAUCGCGGACGUGGUCUUCCGGCCGGACGGCGAUCUCCUGGCCAUCGCGCUCAGGAACGGCGACAGCUACAUCCUCACCCUGGACGAGUCCAUGCGGCACUCCACCACCAAGGAGAAGGCUCUCAUGGCGGCGAUGUUCGAGCGAGAGAUCGUGAGGAGCAAACUAUUGGAGGCUCGCUACGAUGAGGUGAAGCUGAAGCGGAAGACCCAGCUGAAGCUCGAGGAGGACCGCCUGCGGCAGGAGCAGGAGCUGGCACCCAUCCUCGAGCUGGAUCCCGACAAUCCCGACCAGUUCGUGAUGAUGAUCGAGGGCGACGAGCAGUUCCGCACGGCCAUCAGCGACUUCCACGACACGAUUCUCGCCGUGGAGAAGAAGCGAUCCAAGCGGCAGGUGAUCAUGGAGCGCACCGUCUUCGAGGAGUGGAACCCGGCCGACGAGAGGCUCCAGGGAGAGCCCAUAGUUUACCAGCAGCCCGAUCAAAGGUCGCAGACGCGCUCAAACCAGGAUCAAAGGAGCUCACCACGGAGGUUCUCGCAAGGAUCCACCAGGAAUCAGUGAACACAAUCCCCGAUAGAAACUAGAAACUGGAAACUGGAUGUUCAAAUUGUGAUGUGUGUAAAAUAAAAAUGAAAUCUUUCUUUUUUUUUAUUAAUCUA
Messenger RNA from Drosophila ficusphila, 2724 nucleotides. RefSeq names its product dynein intermediate chain 3, ciliary. The record is from RefSeq and is a predicted model, not a curated record. Gene Ontology annotation, cellular component: outer dynein arm. Lineage: Eukaryota; Metazoa; Arthropoda; Insecta; Diptera; Drosophilidae. The transcript has 2 exons. Gene Ontology annotation, molecular function: dynein light chain binding; dynein heavy chain binding. The coding region runs from base 674 to 2626 and encodes 650 amino acids. Gene Ontology annotation, biological process: cilium movement; outer dynein arm assembly.